Molecule: messenger RNA, 842 nt
Organism: Diuraphis noxia (Russian wheat aphid)
Lineage: Eukaryota; Metazoa; Arthropoda; Insecta; Hemiptera; Aphididae
Product: gamma-butyrobetaine dioxygenase-like
Biological process (GO): carnitine biosynthetic process
Cellular component (GO): mitochondrion
Molecular function (GO): oxidoreductase activity
Source: RefSeq, a predicted model, not a curated record
UUUAGUCUGUGCAAGCGGGCACGCAUGCUGUCACUCGUAUCGUCUGGCGAACUGUUUUCGUUUUGUCGUAGAAAUAAAACAUCCACAAAAUAAUAAAUUACUGCUGCUGCCGUGUUUGCCGUGAAAAAGCUGCACUACAAAGCCUCGCAUACCUGUCCCAGUCCUGACCACCGAGUACACGUGGUUAACGCUGUGGUAAUCGAAAUCUUUAGUAGCGGGUAACCAACAUGAACGGUGGCUCUGUCCGGCGGUGGUCAGCGACCGAUUCGUUCGGCGGCGACCAACACCGUGAAAUCCGGCUAGACGACGGUUGUGGAUGCCAAAUCCGAUACCCUCACGUGUGGCUUAGGAACAACUGCCAGUGUUUAUUGUGCACAUCCACCGAGUCCGGUUUCCGGAAACAAGUGAUCCGUGAUUUUCGGUUCAGUUCAGCGCCGACRCGACUCCAAGUUAUAAGCAAUGAUAAACUUUAUGUGAAAUGGGAUGACAGCCACGAGAGUACUUACGACUUACAAUGGCUACUAGAGAGAAAUUUUAAUGAGGGUCAAGAACGCCACGAAAAUCAGCAAGUCAAAUGGACUGCUGAAUCGUUUACAACUAUAUUCCGGUCAUUUAAAUAUGAUGAUGUACUUAAAAGUGACGAAACUUUACUGAAGUGGUUGGAAACUUUGACAGUUUAUGGCAUCUCAAUGAUAAAAAGUUGUGGGUUGGAACAAGACCGGGUAAAAGAACUUGCCGGGCGUGUUGCAUUUUUGAAGAAGACACAAUACGGAUCACAAACACAAUAAACAAGAUGAAAAAACWUUGAAUCGACAAAAAAUUAGCCAUGGUCUCAAACAAAA